Messenger RNA from Stereum hirsutum FP-91666 SS1, 2675 nucleotides. Its product is annotated as glycoside hydrolase. The record is from RefSeq and is a predicted model, not a curated record. The transcript has 15 exons. The coding region runs from base 1 to 2133 and encodes 710 amino acids. Gene Ontology annotation, biological process: carbohydrate metabolic process. Gene Ontology annotation, molecular function: beta-N-acetylhexosaminidase activity. Lineage: Eukaryota; Fungi; Basidiomycota; Agaricomycetes; Russulales; Stereaceae.
AUGCUGUCCGUGAUGGGCAAGGUCGGCUUGCUGGCCGUCGCUGCUCUGCCUUUCUUGAUCCUUCCAGUCAACGCAGCGACAGAGUUUCCGAACGUCGUUCCUGCGGUUCACUCUUUCAUCUCUUCGGGGGAAGGGUCCUUCUCGUUGCCUUCGACUCUGAGUAUCGUAGUGGACCAGGACGUGGCUUCUACCGCUGAUGAUGAUGGUCUCACUCUCAUCCCGCCUACUCUCCUCUCCUUCGCGAAGACCUUCGCGAGUGACGCGGAAUCUGUCUUCUCUGGUCUCACCGCUCAGGUCUCUACUGGAACGUCAACUGCGAAGGCCGAUGUUUUCGUGACGAUCAUGUCCGAGGCAGAGGCUGCGAACUUCACGCUCGCGAAAGGAACACCUACGAGCGAGGGAUAUAGUAUCACGAUCACGAGUUCCAGUGUGGUGAUUAGUGGCUCUGGCGCACGAGGCGCGUUCUGGGCCACUAGGACGAUGCUGCAGGCUUUACUACUGAACAACAAGGAACUUCCGAGUGGUAUGGUCGUGGACCAACCUGACUGGCAAACUAGAGGAUACAUGCUAGAUGUCGGUCGUCAGUUCUACCCUAUCACGUUCUUGGAGGAAUUAUGCACGUACGCGUCAUGGUGGAAGACCACUGAAUUUCACGUUCAUCUGUCCGACAAUUAUGGCAUCGACGUCACCAAAACUACCUAUGCUCGUUUCCGCCUGCGGCCUUCUAACCCAGACUUGGCCGGUUUGACGCCCCAUUUAAACGAGACGUACACCUACGACGAGUUCAUAGGCUUCCAAGAACACUGUGCCGCUCGUGGAGUUACGAUCAUACCCGAGAUCGAAUCACCCGGCCAUGCCCUGGUUAUCACACAAUGGAAACCCGAACUUGCGCUUUCCACGGAUAUGACGCUAAUCAACCUGACCGUCCCGGACGCCAUUCCUACCAUCAAGUCCAUCUGGACAGAGUUUCUUCCGUGGUUCAUGUCGAAGCAAGUUUCUAUCGGCGCAGACGAGUAUGACUCGGAUUUAGCGGACGAUUACAACAAUUUCGUCAACGAGAUGAGUGACUUCAUCGCUGAAGCGAACAAGACGAUACGGAUUUGGGGGACGAACGAGCCGUCGAACACUACAAGUGUAGAGAAGAACAUCACUAUCCAACAUUGGGAGUUCUUCGAAGAUGAUCCUUACGAGCUGAUCCGAGAUGGCUACAACGUGAUCAAUAGCGAUGAUGCGUUCCAGUACAUCGUGAUGAAAUACUCUGGCUCUUAUCCCCAACGACUCAAUCAAACUCGACUCUGGCAAGGCGCUAAUGUCGAUACUGAAGGAAUAUGGGACCCUCAUAUCUUUGACAGAGGCAACGCGUCAAACAAUCCUACCGUCUCCGAGCCUCUUCUACAAGGUUCAAUCAUGGCCGUAUGGAACGAUCAUGGCCCCAACGCGAGCACGGUCCUCGAAGCUUUCUAUGCCUUCAAAAUGGGACUUCCCGUCAUCGCCGCCAACUCCUGGCAAUCCUCCACGCGCGACAACCAUCUCACCGAAGAACAAUAUCUCGCCUCAUUCCCUAUCCUCGAAGCCUCCGCGCCCGGUCAGAAUCUGGACAGACGGGUGCCCAGCGCAAGCGACGUCGUUCUUUCGUACGAACUUGGUAAUCAGACGAGCGGGGUGGUCAAGGAUCUCAGCGGUAAUGGGUACGAUGGCGAAUUCGUCGACGGCGUCAUCGUCACGCCUCUUGGGUCGAAGGGCCACAACUACACCUUCCUCGUAAACGCGAGCACUUCAGACACGACGGGAACCCUGCUCUCUGGUCCCGACACUUCGUUCGGGUAUACCGUGUACGGUAACGGGACUACACUCGCGUUCACAUCGAGCAACUUCACAUGGCCGCUGUUGAACUACACCUUGCCCGUGACUGAUGCGUCUGCGUGGCGCGAGAUCGUGAUCGCGGGGACGGAGAAUCAGACGUUUGCAUAUGUGGAUGGAGAGUUCGUGGGCGAGUAUGAGAUAGGCGUCGACGGUACGACGGUCAUGGCGCCGAUGUCGUUCGUCGCACCUGUCCAGCACAUUGGGAACGGGGCGGGGAGUGUGGCGAGAUUCAUAAUCUGGGAGGGGUUAAAAGAUAUCACGUCCAUUUGAGAGUCAGCUUCCAGAUAGUAUGUAUGUAUUGAGUGGGGCACGAACAGGCUGAAAGAGUUGAAACAAAUAUGGCAUGUAUCAUUGAAAUAGCAGAACGAAACAAACGAUUAGGGGUUCAGCGUUAUCUGCCUACAACCGAAGAGCGACGAACGACAAUGGGGAGAUAACGGCAACACAAAAGGUACACGAACACGGAAUGUAUGGAUCGAAGUAGAAGAGAAAUAGGGUUUCAACAUUUUUCAUGCGACGAAGAGAAAAUUCGAGGACAAUACUCAGAUAAACAGACAGCAAAAUACUACCACAGCAGCAAAACCGAGCUGUCCACUCCCAAGGGGCUCGUCAAGGACACAGCACGCCUCCAUACAGAAUAUGGAGGCGGGCUGUGUCCUCGACGAAUUCCUCGGGAGGAGAAGACCGGAUCUAGUGCCACGAUAUAGACAUGUAUGUGACACGUCGAAGCAUACUCCAACCACCCUCGGUGCCCCGCGCAUCCUUCCCCGCUCGGGAGCUGGCCCAAAACAGAUGCAGAAAUUUGUAAGAAU